Molecule: messenger RNA, 1231 nt
Organism: Rhinichthys klamathensis goyatoka
Lineage: Eukaryota; Metazoa; Chordata; Actinopteri; Cypriniformes; Leuciscidae
Gene: sumo3b
Product: small ubiquitin like modifier 3b
Exons: 4
Coding region: 129-413 (94 amino acids)
Biological process (GO): protein sumoylation
Cellular component (GO): nucleus
Molecular function (GO): protein tag activity; ubiquitin-like protein ligase binding
Source: RefSeq, a predicted model, not a curated record
GGUCCAAUCAAAUGGGUGAAUCCAGUUUGCGCGUUCUUGCUGAGCGCGGGGAGGACAGACGCGGGUUGUAGCGCUCUCGUGUUACCGUCACAUCCACAAUAUCAGGAAAAUCCUACAUUUCUACAAAAAUGUCAGAAGAGAAACCUAAGGAGGGCGUGAAGACCGAAAAUGACCACAUCAAUUUGAAAGUGGCAGGUCAGGAUGGAUCUGUGGUCCAGUUCAAAAUCAAAAGGCACACCCCCCUCAGCAAACUGAUGAAGGCAUACUGCGAAAGACAGGGUUUAUCCAUAAGGCAAAUACGAUUCAGGUUUGAUGGUCAGCCAAUCAAUGAGACCGACACACCUGCACAGCUGGAAAUGGAAGAUGAAGACACUAUUGAUGUAUUCCAGCAGCAGACGGGAGGAACGUGCUAAAGAUGGAGCACAUGUGGAUGAUGGUUUUUUGUGUGUGCUCCUCUUCACUUCCACUGCAGUUCAGGGCUGAAAUGGAAAAGGUUUUGGAAAUCUAAUGUUUAAGUUAAUAGGUUUUUUUUCUCUCUCUCUCUCUUUUUUUAAUCACCCAAAAACCUAAUUUCCAUUUUUGCAAUGUUCUCCCUGAACCGAAUUGGAAAUGAGUUUCUAAUGUUAUUCCUCCCCCACCUUUAGAGUUUAUUGUAUGCCUAUUAUAUAAAUUUUUUUGUAUUAUGUACGUAUGUUGCACCUCCCCCAUCUAUUUUUUAUAUACAAGGAGGGAAGUUUUGUGAAAGGAUGUUUGUGACUAAUUUGUAUGUCUCAGAUUUUCUUUAAUCGCAGUAAACUACUCUAAGGCUCCCUUUUUAUGGACAAUUUCAAAUGUCGACAUUGCAGCAUUGUGUUUCUGACACCUCAGGUUUGAUAAAGCUAGAUUGUGGAUCGUAUUCCAGUAGACAUCUUUUAAUUUUAAAAGCUUUGAGUAUGUCUUUAAUAGUUUGCUGUCUGCUAAGUUUGGAUUUCAUGAUAUACAAAUGAAGUGUUCCCCUUGUUUUUAUUGUCAUACUUUUUGCCCUUUACAAAUACAUCAUAUUGUAACAUCCCUCUCAUUUAGCCUUUCUGGCAUAUCAAAAGUAUUAAACACUAUCCUGGUGAAAUAGCAGCUCCACAGUCAACUCAACAUGUGUGAGAAUUGUAAUGGGAAUGGCAGUGGUGUUCGGGAGAGCAGAGGAUCCUGUGUUGGCCAUUUACUACUGUAUAUAAUAAAUCUAGUUUGAUACUGA